Argentina anserina (silverweed cinquefoil) is the source of this 600-nucleotide messenger RNA. Its product is annotated as zinc finger protein ZAT18-like. Bases 1 to 534 code for a protein of 177 amino acids. The transcript has a single exon. The record is from RefSeq and is a predicted model, not a curated record. NCBI's taxonomy places the organism in Eukaryota, Viridiplantae, Streptophyta, Magnoliopsida, Rosales, Rosaceae.
AUGAAGAGAACAAGAGAAGAGGUUGUUGAUGUAGACAUGAAUAAAGUUUUUAUGCUACUAUCAUAUGGGUUAGAAACCAAGUUCAAAACAUGUUCAUCUUCCCCAAAUGAUGUAUUCGAGUGCAGAACUUGCAGUCGGAGAUUCCCAUCGUUCCAAGCUCUUGGUGGCCACAGAGCAAGCCACAAGAAGCCAAGAACGUUAAUGAACGGGGAUCAGGACACGAAAGGUGAGACCAAAUUGACGCAAAGCAAACUGAAAAGGCACGAGUGCUCCAUAUGCGGGCUGGAGUUUAGUUCGGGGCAAGCUUUAGGGGGUCAUAUGAGAAGGCAUAGAAUGGCGAAUGCUCGGUUUUCUGCUACAGUUCCAGAUGGUGCUGCUGUUGUUGGUACUUCAAAAAUGAAGAUUCCGGUACUAAUGAGAUCGAGUAAUAAUAGCAUGAUGUGUUUGGACAUGGACCUGAACCUGACGCCUUUAGAGAAUGACUUGAAGCUGUUGUUUGGGAAUAUGGCACCAAAAGUUGAUUCUUUGUUUUGAUAAAUUGCUAUAAUCCCUUGCUGAAAUUGUCACCCACUGAUCUCGCCCUUGUAUUCAUUCUUUUGA